Nerophis lumbriciformis (worm pipefish) is the source of this 1098-nucleotide messenger RNA. It is a transcript of the gene ier3ip1, whose product is annotated as immediate early response 3 interacting protein 1. Gene Ontology annotation, biological process: endoplasmic reticulum to Golgi vesicle-mediated transport. Gene Ontology annotation, cellular component: COPII-coated ER to Golgi transport vesicle; endoplasmic reticulum membrane; Golgi membrane. The record is from RefSeq and is a predicted model, not a curated record. NCBI's taxonomy places the organism in Eukaryota, Metazoa, Chordata, Actinopteri, Syngnathiformes, Syngnathidae.
CUGCAUCCGGGGUAUUGGGGUAAAAAGACGAAGAAGAAGUUGCCAGCAUGGCGUUUACUCUUUAUUCUCUCAUUCAAACUGCUAUUCUCUGCUUUAAUGCCGUCGCCGUGUUGCACGAAGAAAGGUUUCUCAGCAAAAUUGCAUCAGGUGUGGACCACGGAGUGUCGGGUUUUGGAGAUGACCCAGGAGUCAAAGUCCAAGUCCUCAAUCUCAUCCGCUCCAUCAGAACUGUCAUGCGAGUGCCUCUUAUCAUCGUCAACUCAGCCUCCAUCGUCCUGCUCUUACUUUUUGGGUGACGAGCAAGCAUCAAAGACAAACUGCGGAGCCAAGGAAACAUCCCACACACACACACACACACACACACACACACACUGACUUUAAGGUCAAAGUGUUGUCUCGCAUUUUCAAAAUCCUUCCAGUUUGAGCAGAAUCUUUUUUUUGUGUGUUAUUACAAUGUUUCUUGUUAUGGCACAAGUACAUUUGUACCUCCACAAACACAUUUGGAGCUCCCUGUUUGCCCUCGCUCAUAAACACAUUAUAAUGGGACUGCCUGUGUACGUAGCUUGUCGUCACAUCUCCGCACAGUCUUCUUCUUAACACACCUAAUACUCCAGAGAAUAAGAGGAUGUAGCAGGAGGGACAACUUGUAAAUGUAGCCAGUAUUCAGACCCCCUGUGGUUAGUAUUUGAUAUAUAAGUGAUGUGUGACUUGUUCAUGUGUUGUAGGACACCAGUGGAGACUCUGACAUGAAAGCACACGUCACAAUUCAAAGGCUACUCAGUCUUGAUUGGGAAAUUGGCCAACAAAAUAUAACAAAAAGAAGCAACUGCAAGAAAGUUUAUUCAUAUUUCACAACAUAUUUGUUUUGCUUUUGUUUGUUUUUACUCACUUUUUGUCGUCCUUACAGCGUCCAUAGACUUGACAUGCACAUGCGUCAUGGCCAAUUAUACCCACCGCCAUUAAUAGAUGGCAGUCCUGUGGGAAACUGUAGUUUUAGUAGUGAAGCAUUCAGCCAAAGUGUGACGUUUUCGGGUGAGCUCGUUUUUUAUUAAUAAGUGACAGUAUAUUAUUAGGGCCCGCAUGGCCCAUUGCAUAAGG